CAUUUACUGAAUGUAUGGAUGGAACGAACAACUCAUACUUUGCAAAUUUGCAGAUGAUGUGUAAACAUCAUAAUUCAUUUGUUGAGCUCUUGAGGUAAUUGCUCAACCAUAUUCAUGGACCUGUAGAGUUGUUUCUAUGACAAAGAAGUCACAAAAAAACAAUAAUCUAAUUGUAUUUUUUUUUUUUUUUUUUUAACUUUUAAAAAUUGCAGUAAUAUUAGUUUGCUAUAUUUUAGAUUACAAUAAAUGUAGCCCAUGUGAGCUCAAGAGACUUAAAGAAUACAAAAAAAAAAAAAAAUUACAACUCUUUUAAGUUUUUGUAGUUUAAGUCUUUAUGUAGGCAAGUCAAGUUUAGCUUUGAUUAUUAACCAGACAUCUUGAGUUAGCUUUUGCAUGCUAAACAUAAUUUCAUUUUCACUAAUGUUAGUGAGAAAUAAUAAUAUGAUAUGAAUAAAGAUUAAACAUUCUUCCUACACAGCUCUAUUUUUUCCAUACAGACUCGAAAAUAUACAACAUGCAUUCAAUGGUAAAAGUUUUUUACUAGACACCAGUGUGUUCAUAAUUAGGAUAAUACAUUAAAAUAGCACGAUAGGACACACCCAUUUUUAAUAUCAAAAAUAGCUGGACGUGGAUGAGACCGGAAGCUAAACCCAUAAAAUGUACAAAUGGCGGCGUCCAUUUUAUUCUGCAGCGCCAGCAGCCGGGCGCGUCAAGCACUGCAUCACUGUCAACACUUGCGUCCGCGCGCAGCAGUGACGUCAGCGCGGUACAGCGCGCGCUCGUACAUAUCGUCGUUUCGCAAAUUCAUUAAAAAUGAAUAACUUUGAGAGAAUAUUAGCGGAGCAAGUGCGUCGACACAGGCACCUCUAUGAUCCGAAUAUGCGCCAUCACAGUGACCUUCCGUUGAUUCAAAAAGCGUGGAACGAUGUCGCUGCCGCCACGGGAAAAGACGAGGCUGAGUGCCGGAAAGUGUGGAAGAACUUAAGAGACAAGUUUGUGCGGAUCAAGAAGAGGGUGCGCGCGAGAAGCAGCGAUCCAAGUUCAUACAAGAUCAUGGCUGAGCUGGCAUGGUUAACCCAAUUUGUUAAACAUCGGGAAAAAGGCACAAUUGUGAAGGAUGUGUGUAAAGUGGUCUCCAUUGAGGAACUACUGAAGUCAAACAGCUUCUCAGUCUCUCCAGCAUCAGGAACAUCAGAGACUGUGAUUUCUGGUAGCCCUCUACCUCCGUCCCUCAGGCCAUCGUCAUCUUCUCUUCCACCCACCCCAUCCGCUCCCCUUCAGCCCUGUCCAUCACCUAAACGCAGCCCCUCACCCUGUUCAAUUUCAGCUUUCCCUGCCCCAAGCAUUUCACCCUGUUCUAAUGCAUCCCCAUCUUCUACCAGCUUAAUGCCUAAGAGAAAGUGCACCACUGAAGAUGCCUUGCUGAAGAUCCUGGAGCAGCUGGACUGGGAGAGGGAGAGGGCUAUGCAGCGGGACAAUGAGGAUUACAGAUUCGCUGUUGUCAUUGCUGACAUGUUGGCAAAAAUUGAACCUCAGGUGAAGUCUGAGGUUAAGUUCAAGAUCUAUCAAAUGCUGUAUGAGGCUGGGCAAACAGAACAAACGUAACAUUUUUACUGCAACUGAAGCACUGAAUUGUUUAUAUGAAAGAAUAUUUUCAUAAAUGUUUGGUUUUUCAAAUAUUCAUGCACUUUUUUGUGUAUUUAUGCAAAUAUGUAAAUAAGACUUUUAAAGGAUAUUUGGUGUUUUAUUUGUACAUUUUAAACAAGUAUUUCUAUAUUUUUUUGCAUAAUGAAUAAAAACAUUGAACUGG
Molecule: messenger RNA, 1810 nt
Organism: Puntigrus tetrazona (Sumatra barb)
Lineage: Eukaryota; Metazoa; Chordata; Actinopteri; Cypriniformes; Cyprinidae
Exons: 2
Coding region: 814-1605 (263 amino acids)
Biological process (GO): regulation of transcription by RNA polymerase II
Cellular component (GO): transcription regulator complex; nucleus
Source: RefSeq, a predicted model, not a curated record